AUGUGGAUUGUGGUCGGUAUUGAUGCUCCGGAUCUUAAUUCCCUCGAAGUUGGUUGGCAGGUGUAUCCAAGAUUGUACGGUGACGAUAACCCCCGUCUCUUUAUUUUAUGGACCGCUGAUCGUUACAAAACAGGCUGCUACAACCACCUGUGUUCCGGCUUUGUCCAAACCAACCAAGCGAUCGGUAUUGGUGCUACCUUUGACCGAGUUUCAACCUACGAUGGCGAACAAUUUAUGGUCACACUACUUAUAAUGAAGGAUCCCCAGAGUGGAGAUUGGUGGCUCAUUGUGAAUGAUGUGAGUGUCGGGUACUGGCCGAAAUCAAUCUUGUCACAUCUAAAGGGCUCUGCAUCGGCCGUCGAUUGGGGAGGUGAGAUCUUGAAUUAUAAAGUAGGCGGCCGACACACGAACACCGACAUGGGAAGCGGCCACUUCGCGGAGGAAGGGUUCAAGAAGUCGUGCAACAUGGACCACAUUUCCAUAGUCGACGAACAUCACGUCAAGAGGGAUGCCGAGAUCGUUCAAGCCGACAUGGAUAAUGCGAAAUGUUACAAUUUAGCUCAUGGGAGUAACGAUCCUAACUGGAGAACUUACAUCUACUUUGGCGGUCCAGGUCAAAACCCUGGCUGUCCGUGA
Messenger RNA from Tarenaya hassleriana, 636 nucleotides. RefSeq lists its product as uncharacterized. The coding region runs from base 1 to 636 and encodes 211 amino acids. The record is from RefSeq and is a predicted model, not a curated record. The transcript is spliced from 4 exons. NCBI's taxonomy places the organism in Eukaryota, Viridiplantae, Streptophyta, Magnoliopsida, Brassicales, Cleomaceae.